AUGAAGCAAGGAAAGCCACCGGAUGACACAGCAUAUAGGCUUAACAAAAUCGCUGAAUAUGUUAUUCACAAACAUGUCCUGGACUUCAUUGCCAACAACAACAUCCUUAUUCCUGAGCAGCAUGGAUUUCGUCCUCGUUAUUCAACAGUGCACCAACACCUACGUGUUGUUGAAAAUAUCUCAAAGGUACUACAAAACCACAAAUCAACUGGUGGACUCUCGAUACCUCAAUGGAUUUUGAUUGUGUUUGGCUGGAAGGAAUCACCUCCAGACUUAUCGCUCUGGGCUUCCCAAGCUAACAUCACACACACAAUUAAGUCCUAUCUUCCAGACAGAUAUUUUGUUGUUUGA
This is a messenger RNA of Stegodyphus dumicola, 351 nucleotides long. RefSeq lists its product as uncharacterized. The record is from RefSeq and is a predicted model, not a curated record. Lineage: Eukaryota; Metazoa; Arthropoda; Arachnida; Araneae; Eresidae.